This is a messenger RNA of Paramuricea clavata, 3514 nucleotides long. NCBI's taxonomy places the organism in Eukaryota, Metazoa, Cnidaria, Anthozoa, Malacalcyonacea, Plexauridae. The record is from the annotation of a GenBank genome assembly.
UGCAAAAAGUCCGUUUUGCAAUCCAAACGGCAAAGGAGUUAGUCUUGACAGUGCUAUCACUCGAAAUCCUUUCCUACCCUCUACAACUCUUACUACGGCUAACAAAUUUUCAGAUUCCAACCGUUUCUGUACAAAAUCUCUUAGACACAAGCGACAGAUUUCAAACGAUAUAAAAAUCCCUAUAAACACUGAAACGACAACGACAAGUAGACCCAUACAGAAACCGUAUAGAUAUCCAGCAGCUACGUUGAGUAUAAUGUAUCCCCAAGCCAUUGGAAAUGACACUAAAGUGAACAUAACGAUAAACAAUAAAGCCCCUUGCCAUUGUUGCAAGUUUUGUACCCAUUCAAUAAUGUCUUUCAAGUGAUCGCGACAAAAUAUCACCAAAACUGCUGUCAAAACUAAAAGAAGUAGCACAGAUGCAGAUACGUGCAUGCAUUUAUGUUCUUGGAGACAAGAGCAUCGCUUUACACCGCCAAUAACUUGAUCGAAUUUUGUCGUUUCCCCUAGGCAUUUCUUCGCUUGAGAUUGAAUAUGUUCGGUACACUUUUGUCCAAGUUUCAUAGGCAUUUUUGCGAUUUUUUGUCCAAUCCAAUGUUACCUUUUUGAAGCCAAAUACGCCACGAAGUUCUCCAUAAUAUAAGGCCCAAAAUUAAGAGGUAAACGUACCAACUAGAUGGUUAAAAUGCGUGGAUAAAAUGAUUUACGUCAGUCGGACUUUGACACAAUCUGUGACACAAUACAAGGUGCUUGAGUAUGGCUUGUGACCGGGGAAUUUCUCUAUAGUUCACCACCACCCGGGAAGAUAGGACUAUAUUUACAACUACCGGGGGGUGCAUAUCUUACUUCCCAAGCUUCGUUAAAAUUCCUAGCGUUGUUACAAGUCACGGCCACUCCCUUUAUUUAAAUAAAAUAUUCUGUUAUAACAAACCGCAAAGAUUAAUAUUAGGUCAAUAUAUCAUUCACAGAAGUGUAAAAAGAUCGCGAAAUUUCGUUUUAAUUCAAAAAUAUUUGCAUGUAAACUUUAAAAAAUAACAUGGACAACAUGCAUUAUCUGUAGCCGCCAAAAUAUACCGGACAUUUCUUGCUCGGCAAAACCUUUGGCUUUGUUUACAUAAAAUGGCGACAAACAAUACAAUAUUGGCAUGAAAGAAACCUAUUUUAUUUGGCCGUGUUUUCUAAUUUUCAUUCAAGGUAAAGGUCCGAAAUGUACAGAAAUAUGUGCUAGCAAGUCAGUACACUGCCACUGGGUCGGCUGGGAAAGCCUGAUUUACAGUAAAUACGCCUGCGAAAAUGUGUUGUUUCAUACAUAUGAAUAUGUCUGACAUAUUGGAUUGUUAUAUAACCCCUUGUUCUGAAAAUAUGAGUGACAUGUGCCGGAAAUACUAAAGCCUGAUGGUCAAACGAGGAUUAAAGUUGGCAAUUAGGAUUUGUUACAGGGACAUUUUUUAUAACAAAAUAAAGUUAUAAAGGUUAAUUGAUAACGGUGUUCCUUGUGUUGGGAAAGCAUUUAAGAACAGCUACCUGUAAUCAAGGUCGUGUAAAGGUCGUGUGACUAAAGACUAAUACCAACUCUCAUGCACAGAUGCACUCUCAUCCUUAAUUGUUUGAUCCGGGCUUGAUACUUAGGCUACGGAAAUACUGUUGAGUGGUUGAACGUCAUUGCAAGUCAUUGUGCCAUGGGCAAUUAUUUUUUAAUGACCAUAAAUUAUUUCCAAAACGUCUCCUUUGCUUGAAGAAAUUGUCUGACAGUUUAAGGGUUAAAGGGGAACACAAGACUGCAUGCAAGCAAUUCCUAUUUUCCUUUGUUUUAUAGUUUCCCGGUCUUGGACUAAACAUGCGGGAGAUGGCAGAAAGGGGCAGAGAUGAAAGGAAAUCGUCUAAGCCCUUUUCUGCCAUUUCCCAUGGGUAUAGUCUCAGUUUGGGACACUAUAGAAGGAUUGCUUGCAGUCUAUAUUGACACCAUAUUACAUCAUCUGCUUCGAUAUUGUUGUGACAGUCACAACCAGAUGGAAAUGAGGCCUGACUUGAUGGGAACAAUAAAGCAUUAUUGAUAAAUAUUAAAUUGUUACAAUGGCUAUUUGGUUUAGGUGCCAUCUGUUCUACUAACAUGUUCGCAAGCAGGUACAGUCGAACAAUGAUGGGGAAAAUGCUAUUGGAGCAUUUAGAGACUAAAAAUGAACCCAUUGACCAUGUACAGGUGAUUGACACUAAAUAUCUAAUUAUUUACAAUUCAUUUGCUUUGUAUGUCAAGGGCAAACCUAGACUUUCUCAGAUAUAAACUUUUGCUUUUCUUGUACGCUUUCAAUCCAGUGGUACUUGUGUAAUAUGUCAAACUUUGAUGAAGAAGUAACGAAAUUAUUCAUACAGUUUGACCUUGAUGAAGAAUCACAAAAAUUCCUAAAAAAUUGCGACGAGAAAUCAAAUUAUGUGUUCACACAAAUGGCGCAUAAUGUCAUGAAAGGGAUCCUGGGAUACUUCAUGUCCCUAACCACCAUUAAUGGGUGAGUGAACACAGCCCCUGGGCGUCACUAGAGGUGUGUGUGUGAGGGGGGGGGGGGGAGUGGAACACCCCCACUUGCCAAUUAGUCAGCAAAUUAUUUUCUCCUAGUCAGCGAGAAUUUGGGCAAAAUUUAUUAAAAAAGCAUCAAUUGGACCAAUAUGAGAUUACAAUAACUGGACCUCUGGGCCUUUUUUAAUUAAUAAGAACUAUCCUUUUUUUAAUUAAUAAGAACUAUCCUUUUUUUAAAUUUUUUUAUCCAGUUAAUAUAAGUUUAUUAUUCGAUAUAAAUAAAAUAAUCUAUAAAUAUAAUUCAACAUUUUAUAAGUAUUAAUUUCAAUAAAAUUUCCUUUAGAAUUUUAAACAGAGGCUCAAUGUUUGUGUUCUCCCAGGCUCAAUUCCGUCAAUUAAUGAACAUUGAUGAGACGUGGAAAGCUGAUUCACUGCUCGACUUAGGAGCAGGGGAUGGUCAGGUCACUAAAAUGAUGGAGAGCCACUUUAACAAGAUAUAUGUGACAGAACAAUCACCUAGCAUGCGGUGGAGGUUACGUCAGAUGAAUUACGAAGUCUUGGAAAUUGAUGAUUGGACGAUGAAAACUUAUGAUGUCAUAAGUUGUUUGAACUUGUUAGAUAGAUGUGAUAAGCCAUUGAGCUUACUAGAAGACAUUUGUAAAUCUUUGAAUCCUCAUGGAGGGAGGUUGAUAAUUGCUGUGGUGUUGCCUUUCAGUCCUUGUGUCGAGUCAGGUAGUGGCAAAGCUUGUAUCUUUCACAAGGGCGGAUUUUCAUUUGUUUUAAAGGAGGGGUAGAAAAAUGUCUGGUGGGCCGGUGGGGUGCAAGCGGCACCACUGAGCGAGCUUCGACAGGGGUUAGUCGUUAAGGUUAAAGACUUUCACACAAAAUAGGAGGGGUGAAGCAAAAUUUUGGUGGGGUUGAACACUUUAUAAGAGGGGUUAGAGAGAUUCUAGGAGGGGUUUAACCAUAGAAAUAAUAGAUAUUAUAUCUAUGGGUUUAACC